Messenger RNA from Brachypodium distachyon (stiff brome), 2633 nucleotides. Its product is annotated as galactinol--sucrose galactosyltransferase. Gene Ontology annotation, molecular function: galactinol-sucrose galactosyltransferase activity. The transcript has 2 exons. NCBI's taxonomy places the organism in Eukaryota, Viridiplantae, Streptophyta, Magnoliopsida, Poales, Poaceae. The record is from RefSeq and is a predicted model, not a curated record. Bases 127 to 2475 code for a protein of 782 amino acids.
UGGCCCCUGAUCAACUCGCCAAAGCACACCGCGAGUUUAGCAAAGCCAACAACAAACAGAACAGAGCAGAGCAGAGCAGCGAAAACAAACAAACCCAACCAAGAGCGAGCUUCUCCGGCGGCCCCCAUGGCUCCGAACCUGAGCAAAGCCACGGCCGCCGACGUGCUGGGCGGGGCGGUCGCGGCGGACGGGCUGAAGCCGUCGCCGUCCCGCUUCACACUCAAGGGCGGCAAGGACCUGGCCGUCGACGGCCACCCGGCGCUCCUCGACGUCCCCGCCAACAUCCGCCUCACCCCGGCCUCCACCCUCGUCCCUUCCUCCUCCGCCAACGCCGCCAACGGAGCCUUCCUGGGCUUCGACGCCCCGGAGCCCCUGAGCCGCCACGUGGUGCCCAUCGGCCGGCUGGUCUCCACCAAGUUCAUGAGCAUCUUCCGGUUCAAGGUCUGGUGGACGACCCACUGGACGGGCACCCGCGGCCGCGACCUGGAGAACGAGACCCAGAUGCUCCUCCUCGACCGCCCCGGCCCCGGCCGCCCUUACGUCCUCCUCCUCCCGAUCCUCGACGGGCCCUUCCGCGCCUCCCUCGAGCCCGAGAAAUCCGACCACGUGGCGCUCUGCCUCGAGAGCGGCUCGUCGGCGGUCAAGGGCGCCGCGUUCCGGUCCGCCGUGUACCUCCACGCGGGGGACGACCCGUUCUCGCUGGUCCGGGACGCGGCGCGGGUCGUGCGCGCCCACCUGGGCACGUUCCGGCUGCUGGAGGAGAAGACCCCGCCGCCGAUCGUGGACAAGUUCGGCUGGUGCACCUGGGACGCCUUCUACCUCAAGGUUCACCCGGCGGGCGUCUGGGAGGGCGUCCGCGGGCUGGCCGACGGCGGGUGCCCGCCGGGGCUCGUGCUCAUCGACGACGGAUGGCAGUCCAUCUGCCACGACGACGACGACCCGGCUUCCGGUGCCGAGGGCAUGAACCGCACGGCGGCUGGGGAGCAGAUGCCGUGCCGGCUGAUGAAGUUCGAGGAGAAUCACAAGUUUAGAGAGUAUGAGGGCGUGAAGGGGAAAGGGCUGGGCGGGUUUGUGAAGGAGAUGAAGGCGGCGUUCCCGACCGUGGAGCAGGUGUAUGUCUGGCACGCGCUUUGCGGGUACUGGGGCGGGCUCCGGCCUGGCGCGCCUGGGUUGCCGCCGGCGGAGGUUGUGAAGCCCAGGCUCUCGCCCGGGCUGCAGCGCACCAUGGAGGACCUUGCCGUUGACAAGAUCGUUAACAAUGGCGUCGGGCUCGUGGAUCCCAAGCGCGUGCUUGAGCUCUAUGAGGGGCUUCAUUCGCACCUCCAGGCUUCCGGGAUCGACGGCGUCAAGGUCGACGUCAUUCAUCUGCUGGAGAUGCUGUGCGAGGAGCACGGCGGGCGGGUGGAGCUCGCCAAGGCCUACUUCCGGGCGCUCACAGAGUCCGUCCGGCGCCACUUCAACGGCAACGGCGUGAUCGCGAGCAUGGAGCACUGCAACGACUUCAUGCUGCUAGGCACAGAAGCCGUGGCGCUGGGCCGUGUCGGGGACGACUUCUGGUGCACGGACCCUUCCGGCGACCCCAACGGCACCUUCUGGCUCCAGGGCUGCCACAUGGUGCACUGCGCCUACAAUUCCCUCUGGAUGGGCAGCUUCAUCCACCCGGACUGGGACAUGUUCCAGUCCACGCACCCCUGCGCCGCCUUCCACGCCGCCUCCCGCGCCGUCUCCGGCGGGCCCGUCUACGUCAGCGACGCCGUGGGGUGCCACGACUUCGCGCUCCUCCGCCGCCUGGCAUUACCCGACGGCACCGUGCUUCGGUGCGCGCACCACGCGCUCCCCACGCGCGACUGCCUCUUCGUGGACCCGCUCCAUGACGGCGAGACCGUGCUCAAGAUAUGGAAUCUGAAUGUGUUCUCGGGUGUUUUGGGCAUGUUUAACUGCCAGGGCGGCGGGUGGAGCCCCGAGGCGAGGCGGAACAAGUGCUUCUCCCACUGCUCCGUUCCUCUCACGGUGCACGCCGGCCCCGCGGACGUCGAGUGGGGGCAGAGCAAGGGCGGAUUGGGCGUCGGCGCGGCAGAGUUUGCCGUGUACUUUGUCGAGGCCGGGAGUGUGCGGCUGCUGAAGCCGGAGGAGACCGUGGAGCUCACGCUCGAGCCGUUUAACUACGAGCUCCUCGUUGUAGCCCCCGUCUCCAGGGUCGUUGAGAGGGACGCUGGAUUCGCGCCGAUCGGGCUCGCUAACAUGUUGAAUGCCGGCGGCGCCGUGCAGGGCUUGGAGUGCGGCGUUGGGGAAGUGGAGGUGGCCGUCAAGGGCGCUGGGCAGAUGGUGGCGUACUCGUCGGCGAGGCCCGUUAUGUGCAAGGUGGACGGCGUCGAAGCCGAGUUCGUGUAUAGCGGCGAAGAUGGGUUGGUCACCGUCGAUGUGCCGUGGUCUGGGUCGUCGUCCAAGCUGGUUCGUGUCCAGUACCUCUAUUGAAGGGACUAGUUAAGGAGACCAGAGGACUCUGUAACGAGCUUAGAAUUUGUGUAGCUCUUAUGUAAUGGUUUAAGCUUGUCUUGCUUAUUUUUAUCUCGCAAGAAUUUAAUGUAUAUGUAAGCUGAAUGAAUCAAUCGAAUUCAAGGUUUUGAUUUACA